AUGAUGGCCAGAUGUAACCGCAUGGGCUGGGAGGCAGUAAAGGACACUUGGAGAGUGGUCUGGAAGCGGCUGGAGGCUGCGAAGCACGGCUGGUCCGUGGUCACCGGACCCAUCUCAGCCAUGUGUCAAUACCUCCGCGACCUCCAGGUCGACGGCCACGAUCCUUCCCGCUGGGUUUUUGAGGAACGUGUUCUUGAGAUCAAGCCUUCUGAGGUUUCGGUUGUCUGUCAAACCUCGUCCUUCCUCACGGACAUCAUCAAGACCCAGAGGUCUCGUCGCAUGGGAUCGGCGGGUGCUGGUGGCGGGGUCGACUGGACGGUCCCGCGUCGCCUGCUCAAGUCAGUGCGCACCAAAACUACCCGGUACGCUUAUCGGGCGGUUUUCCAAGUGGUGAUUCCGGAACCACCUUGCGCCACCUCAUGUAUGAGUGCCCUUCCUUCCCUGGUGGCAUGCGGUUACCGGGGUACGUUCUGGCGGAGAAGCGCCGUUUCCCUGAGGACUGCCUGCGGCUUCGGGGUAUGCUUCCCCUUAAAUACCUCCCAGUCGCUCCCUCGGGGGACCUAG
Symbiodinium natans is the source of this 564-nucleotide messenger RNA. The record is from the annotation of a GenBank genome assembly. Lineage: Eukaryota; Dinophyceae; Suessiales; Symbiodiniaceae.